UCAGCAACAAGCCCCCUGUAUCGCAUCGUUAGCAGCCAUGAUCUCCCCCCUGAAGGACAUUGUUAUCGCCACCGUGCUUGGCAUCGGCGCCGGCAUGGUCUGGAACAACUUUAAGGACGGCGAGCUGGACCGUAUCGGCCAAUUCUACAAGUGGUACGACGCCCAGGAGGCCCAGAAGAAGAGUCUGCACGCCGACGACUAAGCUACUUAUGGGUGCCCAAGAAGCUCAAGCCUUCUUCUACCUGGGAGGCCACACUAUCGUCACGUGUGUGUCGUUUGCUUACGUGGACAUCAGCGUCGGACAGAGAUUUCGCUGAGUCCAGUAGAUCAACGUUUGCCGCCUACGAGGAGAGGCAAAUUAAUGCAGAAAAGUAAAGAAAAAUAAAAAAAAAUGAGGAAGAUGAA
Phytophthora infestans T30-4 is the source of this 405-nucleotide messenger RNA. RefSeq lists its product as uncharacterized. The record is from RefSeq and is a predicted model, not a curated record. Bases 38 to 202 code for a protein of 54 amino acids. The transcript has a single exon. Lineage: Eukaryota; Oomycota; Peronosporomycetes; Peronosporales; Peronosporaceae.